Molecule: messenger RNA, 595 nt
Organism: Branchiostoma belcheri (Belcher's lancelet)
Lineage: Eukaryota; Metazoa; Chordata; Leptocardii; Amphioxiformes; Branchiostomatidae
Exons: 4
Coding region: 8-595 (195 amino acids)
Source: RefSeq, a predicted model, not a curated record
CCUCUAGAUGGGCGUUGUGAGGAACUUCCUUCUGUAUUCCUUCAGGUGUGUGGGCCUUGUGAAAUCUAUCUCGGGUAAAGUCGGCCCAGCACCGGAGAAAGGCGCCAUGAGUGCGGCGGACCAAGUGCCGGAGAAACUGGGCAAAGACGUGGAUACGGACGUAACCGUUCCGGAGGUGGCUGCCCUGGGCCUGACCACGAUGGUCCCGUCUAACAACCACCUGUCGCCCUGCCCAAACAACAUGAACUACGCCGACAUCGACUUUCAGAACAUGCCUGCCAUGGCAGCUAGACCGGCCAGGGACCAGGAUGGCGACAACGGCGGGCCAAACAAAGGUGCUUCGGAUGUGACACCUUUGGAUGUGGCCCCCGCUGACCGGAAGCGCAUGGCCAUGUACAACCCGGAAGUGGACAACCACGACCCUCCCCAGGAGCCCAGCACCCCUCCCCUCCCGGACCGCACCGAGGACACCAAGGACAAGAACAUCCCCGAGGUCACCACCACACCUCCGGACGACCUGGACGACUUUGAUGAUGAAUUCAACCCUAAUUAUGCCAGGAUUGAUCUAAAGGUACCUUUAUCUGUUAUUUCAUAG